AUGACCACCUACACAUAUUUUUUCUCUUUUUCUUUUUUUUUCCAUUUUCAAGAUGAGAAGAAAACAAAUCGAAUUCGUGAAAGACUACAAAGUUCAAAUCAAUCACAUGGCGUCCUCCGUCUUGCCUCCGACCCCAAUUCUUCUUUCCAGUGUCAUCAGAUGAAGCGGCUUCGUUCAAAGUACCAGGCGGACUUUGGCUUGCGGAAAAUUGAAGAAGAAGGUGAUAAGAUAUCACAUCUGAAGAGAUGA
Molecule: messenger RNA, 249 nt
Organism: Caenorhabditis briggsae
Lineage: Eukaryota; Metazoa; Nematoda; Chromadorea; Rhabditida; Rhabditidae
Exons: 3
Coding region: 1-249 (82 amino acids)
Source: RefSeq, a predicted model, not a curated record